GUUGGGGUCUACCGAAAUGUCCGAUGCAUGAAUGUAAUGCGCAUGUUGCGGGGAGAAUGGAUUCACAAUAUGUAUAGUAUUGCUUGUUAUUGUUCAUUACAUAGUUUAUAUGUCAGCAUUAUUCACUUGUGCUACUUCCUGCUAGAUAUUUGCAUGUUGAUUAAUACGUAAUUUAUAAUAGGUUCGGUUAAUGUUGUGACAUGUAUGUUAACAACGCAGAAAGAGAGAGAGAGACAGAGGGAGAGACGCUAUGUGUAACAUUCUGACUUGCUCUGUCAUCGCGGGCCGCAAACUCUGCCAAAUCGAAAUACGUUUAUCUUUAACUAGUGAUUUAAUCGUAAAUGUUCUCUUUACAAAUAAUACAUUAAAUGUUCGUGUUACACAAUCACAAUAAACUAAUAUCACAACGUUUGAACUAAAUACAUUUUGUAGAAGUUUGUGGAGAAUCACUUGUCAAUCCGUUACUCUCUCAUCUGAUAGAUCCAUUUCCGCGCAAUCUGCGGCUGCGUGUGAACAGUAGUGUCUGUGGCUGCGUGAGUCAGCGUGGUGCAGCGGUGGCCACCUGCAGCCGGGGGCAACGGUCCGCUAACGACUGUGGCUAAUUUUGUCCAUACACAAGCAGCACGCUCCGUGGGCCGCCGCUAUUUUUCCCUAGUCUCUUCAUUGUUCUUGCCAAGAGCGAUGCGUGUUCCCUUGCUCGAUUCCUCGGAAUUACAAUUAGGUGUGGCCUAUAUUACUAAAUAGAACGAGACAAUUUUCGUAUUACUUGACGGAAAUCUGUCACAGUCGCAUGGCGUUCACUUUUGUUGCGUAUAAGGUACAUCGAUGUCAGAGUACAGUCACAUCACAAACAUAUUUAUAGAAAACAAUAAAAAUGUUUAAAAUGGAUUUAAACGUCAGAAUUGCGGUUGCCUGAGCUGGUCUGUCCUCCGUAACGCUUACUUGUAGUAAAGCUUUACAGAAGCUAGCCUAUCAUUACCUCAUAUAUUAUUGAUGGGCCACGCUAUACGAUGUCUGUGGCCGGCGCAUUAAUACUGCAGUGCACGUAGCUAGAAUCGUCGCCAGCAACAUGGCGAUCGUUUCCAAUAUAUUGGAGCUCGGCGAGGCCGCAGCAUGUCGUUAAUUACAUUCAAAGACAAUGUCGCGGGUAUCGCACGUACUGGAUCAUUACUCAUUACUUAUUUUAAAUAAAUAGCAUUAUUAUAAGCUCGUCGGGCUCGGAUUCUUUGUUUGUAGGAAACGCGAGAGUGUCGACCUCGCGUGCGCCUUGACAUUUGUUAGAUGUUGGAUGAGAACAGUUGGGCCACCGCCAACGAACCAAGCUGGUGGCCAACACAGCUGACUAAUGUAUCGAGAUGUGAACGCUUUGAGGAGAUUCUUUCAGGAUGCCCUGACUCCUGAUAGUCAUAUAAAUGAUAAUAUAUUUAUGUGUGCACGUCACCAUUACCGAUAGUAUAUAAAAUAUUAUUGUAAUACAACUGUCCACAAGUUAUCGGAGGUCAAGAUUGCGAGGCGUGCUGGGUGUGUGGAGCAGACAGAACUUGUCUUCAGCGCCGACGCGAGCUGUUGGUUCUAAUGUUACCCAAUUCUAUGUUCAACAACAUUUUCUCAGAACAUGCGCGUCCGUUGUGGACGGUAUAAAUAAAACUCGUAAUAAGUACUGCGUUCUAUUAAUUAGAGUAUUCUACGUCUAAAGUAAAUUAUCUUGCUUGGGUAUUACACAGUCGUAGCUCGUAAUAGAAUUAUGUCGAAUUUAAUCAAUCGCUCGUUGUUAGUGUUCGUGUCAGGAGUUCUUUGUGAUGCUCUUUGCAAGUAAAGUGCCAGUCAUUAUGCCGUUUGAUUUUAUUGCAACUUUGAAGGUCAUGGCAAGACACACAAGGACGCGGCCAGCGUGCGCGCGACGCACCCCAUCCCCGCGGCGUGCGGCCUCUAUUACUUCGAGGUGCGCAUCGUGUCCAAGGGCCGCGACGGGUACAUGGGCAUCGGCCUCUCCGCACAUGGAGUCAACAUGAACAGAUUACCCGGUUGGGACAAGCACUCGUACGGGUACCACGGCGACGACGGGCACUCGUUCUGCUCGUCGGGCACCGGGCAGCCGUACGGGCCCACCUUCACCACCGGGGACGUCAUCGGCUGCGGCGUCAACCUCGUCGACAACACCUGCUUCUACACCAAGAACGGACACCACCUCGGCAUCGCCUUCAGAGGACUACCCCCCAACCUGUACCCGACGGUGGGGCUGCAGACGCCGGGCGAGGUGGUGGACGCCAACUUCGGCCAGCAGCCCUUCGUGUUCGACAUCGAGGACAUGCUGCGCGAGCUGCGCGCGCGCACGCGCUGCGCCAUCGACGAGUUCCCGCUGCCCGACGACCAGGGCCAGUGGCAGCAGCUACUGCACAAGAUGGUAUCGUCGUACCUGGUGCACCACGGGUACUGCAGCACGGCGCAGGCCUUCUCGCGCGCCACCGGACAGCCCAUCGACGAGGACGUCGCCUCCAUCAAGAACAGACAGAGGAUAUCGAAGUUGGUGGUGGCGGGGCGCAUCGGCGAGGCCAUCGAGGUGACGCGCGCGCUGUACCCGGGGCUGCUGGACCGCGACCACGACCUGCUGUUUCUACUCAAGUACCGCCAGUUCAUUGAGAUGGUCAACGGAACUGAUGGAGAGGGCGCGCGCAGUAACGGCGUGGCCACGUCCGUCAUCUCACACACGUCGCGCACCAACGGACACGCGCACAACGACGCAGAGGGCGGUGGGGGCGAGGGCGGGGGCGCAGGCGGGGGCGCGGGCGCGGACAGCGGCGCCGGGGACGUGGACAUGGCGCCCGCCACCAACGGACAGACUGGUGCGCGGGCGCUGCCGCUGGUCAAGGGCAUGCCGGGAGUGACGGCCAGCCUCGCCGCGCUGUUGCCCCGCCACUCGGAGUCGGAGUGCGGGUCGCGGGCGUCGGUGGAGCGCAUGCUGGCCUUCGGGCGCGAGCUCUACGCCAUGAGCCAGAAGCUGCAGCAGGACCCCAACGUCAAGUCCAUGCUCGAGCCGGCGAAUGAACGCAUGGAUCGCUUGAUGGACGCGUUCAGUCUGCUGGCGUACAGCAACCCGUGGGACAGUCCCGUCGGCUGGCAGCUGCAGCCGGUGCGCAGGGAGGCAGUCUGCGAGGCACUCAACGCCGCCAUACUCGAGUCGCAGGGCAUGCGCUGGAUCUCCCCGGUGGAGGCGUGCGUGUCCCACUCGCGCGAGCUGCUGCGGCGCAUGGCGCGCGGCGGGCUGGGCGCCUGCGCCUUCGCGGACCUCGCCGCGCUGCUGCGGCGCUGACCCGCGCCCCCGCGCCCCGCGCCGCCGCGCCCUGCGCCCCCGCGCCCCGCGCCACCGCGCCCCGCGGCCGCGCGCCGCCGCGUGCUGCGCCGCGUGUACUGGUACCAACACUACCGCGCCGACUGACUGCCCGGACUGCCCGGACUGCCCGCGCUGCCAGCGCCGCCUGCUGACGAUUCGUUUGGUGACGAGUUGCAAGUAUGAUCCCGAGGCGCGUGUGAGUCGGACGCCGAAUGUUCGUGUAAUAUAGACUUGUUCGAUGCUUAGCAGACGUUGCUUAAGCUUUACUCUGGGUGAUAUGAUACGCCGGCCGAGGAGCCUCCCUCGGGACAAUUUUAUAUGAAUGAAGUGAGAUAUAUAAACGUGUAAUAAUUGUAAUAUGUAACUGUGUGCUCCGCUAUGACCUCGACGAUAAUGGACGUUCUGAGAGAUGAGUUUAAAUUCGAAUGUAGCUGUAAUGAUAUGUGUCGGAAAUGCGCUGUAUAUUGUCUGUAGCGUAUAUUAUAGAUUAUAUCGUAUUAGAAAUUAAACAAGAUAAUUGUAACGGCCGCGGCGAGGCACUGUUGUCGUAAGUUACUUUUUUAAUGUUUUAUUUUAAUGAAUAUUUUGUCGUUCGUCAAACGGUGGGGCUCUCUAGCGCCACGUUCGGUAACUACACUAGAGAACUCGAUUAGUUUGCGUGUACAAAAAUCGAUUAUUGUCAACUAUAUAUUUUGAUAAUGAUUUUUGUUUAUAACACAUCGAAUAUCGGUUCGAUGCGGCGCUGUACAGAUAAUUAUAGUAGCAAUUAAUUUGUAGUCAGCAAUCGACUGACACACAAUUAGUGGUUCGAAAAGACUCGACUGUACCGCAACAGUGUCUCCGCUUUACUUUAUUAUAGAUAUCUAACGUGAUGAGAUGUAGAGAUACUAAGAUUUACAAAUUUCAUUUGUUGCUAUUGCAUUUAGGUUAUGUGCCUGACUGCAUCGUACUCGUAAGUCAGCAUAUUGGUCGGAACCUCUCCCCGGAGCAUCCGUAGCAGGUUGUCCACGUAACUUGUACUUCUAAAUGCAAUAAUGAUGACAAUGUGCAGCGACGGGCGACGGAGCGAGCGCACGUACAAACUGUACACCCGCGUCACUCGCGCCGGUGGCGAGCUGUGGCGGUACUGAACCUCAAUGUUUGUUGUAAAUUACCGAGUUAUGUUGUCAGCACUCUUAUGAAACGUAUGCUACGUAAAGUUCCUGAAUUUAAACUACAUAUUUAGGUACAUUAAAUUUUAAGUCUGAUUUUAUUAGGUUACAGAUAGUUUGAUUGUAUGCGUGAACUUGUGGAAUACGUGGCAGCCAGGUGAUGGCGUGUCUGAUGUGCAGUAUAUUAGUGCCGUGUUCAGUUUGUACGUGUCGCGGCCAGUCGCCAGUCUCCGGUCUGUACUCCGAGCGACUGGCGGCGGUUCGCUCCGCGCCCGUCGCCUCAUGUAAUUUGUUCUGUAUAAAUCAGUCUACAAUAUCCUUCUUAUAUUGUAUUGUUUUCUUUUUUAAUAAUAUAUUAUGUUUAAACCGC
This is a messenger RNA of Spodoptera frugiperda (fall armyworm), 4852 nucleotides long. RefSeq names its product ran-binding protein 9 (gene RanBPM). Gene Ontology annotation, cellular component: cytoplasm. Gene Ontology annotation, biological process: cytoskeleton organization; cell surface receptor signaling pathway. Gene Ontology annotation, molecular function: protein binding. The transcript is spliced from 13 exons. Bases 1976 to 3310 code for a protein of 444 amino acids. The record is from RefSeq and is a predicted model, not a curated record. Lineage: Eukaryota; Metazoa; Arthropoda; Insecta; Lepidoptera; Noctuidae.